GGAACAUUGGGCGGGGCUUAGAGUGACAACUAACCGAAGAAUAACAAAAACAAACACAACACGGACGGAGGGGGUUCCGGGGACGGGCAUAAACCAUGGAGUCUUCCUCUGAUGAAGAGGAGGGGCGCACCUUCAUCCGAGUGCUCAGCGAGAAAUACCACCCUGAGAAUUUUCCCUACGGCCAAGGAGUGGUGGUUAUGCCCAGCCCACCAGGAUCCCCCAUCAAAGAUCGCCUGUUCCUGCCCAGCAUCCUCGUCCUGAAUUACUGUGGGAUCAGUAAAGCCGGCGAGCGGUCAGACAUCGCAGCUUUCUGUGGCCAUGUGGUGGAGCUGGACCUGUCCCACAAUCAACUCAACGACUGGACAGAGAUCUGCACCAUUGUGUCCAGCAUCCCCCACCUGGACUUCCUCAAUCUGAGCAUGAACCCUCUGAGCAGCACGCAGCUGGAGCCCAGCAUGGCCGACGUUUUCUCCAGAGUCCGGCAGCUCAUCCUCAACAACACACACGUCAGCUGGGACACGGUGCACACGCUCACUCAGCACACGCCAGAAUUAGAGGAGCUGUUCCUGUGCCUGAAUGACUACAACACGGUGUCAGAAUCCAAGACGUCCUGUCCGUCCCUGCGCCUCCUGCAGAUCACAGACAACCAGCUGCAGGACUGGGCAGAUGUGAGGAAGUUCGGGAGGAUGUACCCGAGUCUGAGAACGCUCGUGCUGGCCAACAACAGUGUGGACUCUGUGAACGACACUCAGGAAACACUGCAGCGCCUGUUCCCCAACCUGCGCUGCAUCAACCUCAACAACUCAGGGCUCACUAAGUGGGAGGACAUUGCAAGACUCAAUUUGUUCCCUAAGCUGGAGGAAGUCAAAGCAAUGGGGAUUCCUUUGUUGCAGCCUUACACCACCCACGAGAGACGCAGCCUCCUUUUAGCACAGCUGCCGUCCGUAGGGGUGUUAAAUGGAGGUAAGGUGUCUGAUGGAGAGAGGGAGGAUGCAGAGAGGUUUUUCAUCAGGUACUACCAGGGCUGCCCGGAACAGGAGCUCCCUGAGAGGUACCACAUCCUUGUGUCCAAGUAUGGUCACCUGGCCCCGCUGGCAGAGGUGGACCUGAGCCCCCGCAGCACCUUGGUGGAUGUUCGCUAUGGAGACAGAGUGGAAGCCAUCGGCCUCAGCCUGGAGCAGACGGUGGGCGACCUGAAGAAACACCUCAAAACUCUGCUGCAGCUGCCCACCAACGGGAUCCGGCUCUUCUACAUCACCCGGGAGAUGUCUCAGGUCUUGGGACCUGAGGAGCUCAAGUGCGGUACACGGGCCCUCCAUUCCUACAGAAUCCAGGACGGGGAUGAGAUCUUAGUUGUGCUCAAAGUCAAAAGCCGCUGCAGCUCCUCAGAUCAUUAAGAAUGAAGUGCUCUCUGCUGUUGGAUGAAGGGGACAUGAACUGAAGAAAAAAAACAUCUAUCACAUACCAAGUUUUAACUGAAGCCUUUUUUUUUUUUAGAUUAAAAAAGGUUGAGUUUUUUUCCAGUCUUGAAUGUAGACAUGUUUGCUGUCAACCAUAUUGAACAAACUUAUACAAUAACAUAUUUGCACAUGGUAGUUCCACAGUCAGUGUGUUUCAAGUGUGAGUCACAGAUUUCUGGGCUGUAGUUGCUUGAGCCAAAACUGCAGUUUACAUCUCAUCUAUGAAAAACGUCGAUUGCCAAUAGUCCCCUGAAAGAAAGAAAAAUGCAGCCAUGUAAAGCAAUUUGAAAUUGCAGAUUGAUUUUAAAUCAAGAAACACUUCAUAAUUGGAGUGUUUGUCUAGUAUAUUCAGAUAACUUCCCCCUGCUUGUCUGACAUGCUGGUGACACUGACCUUGCACAGAAUGUAAGAGUUUCUUUUAGUGAAAAGUGGUGUUAAAAAGAAUUGGGGAAAUUAAUUUUAAGAGUACCAGCUAAUGCGCAUGACCUCUGUAGUUUCACUGUUCUUUGUGUUUUAUUGCCUUGGCUGGAGAUAAGAAGCAGCUCCUCUAGGUUUUAUCCCAAAGUUCUUCCUCUACUUUCUGCCAGUUGUAGAUUUCUGAUUGUAAACAGAAAUCUGUAAACCGUGUCUUCCCAGCAGUCGUGAACAGUCCAACUUUUCAUGCAUGGGAGUAAACAGUUUAAGUGAAAAUCUUUUGAAACCAAACUCUUUAAAUUCCAACGCAAUGGCAAACAAUGAACCGUUAUCAAGCGGCGGUAGCAGCCAAGCAGAACGAAGUCUUUCCAUGACUUUAUUAACCUCUGCCUGUUGGGAUUGCUGCGGCUUUGUGAACUUGAUGAAGUCUACAUUUGAAUAUGUUGCAUUUAACGACCAUGUGGUGUUACAUUUUUGGUUUACAUUUAAUCAACAUUUUCUAACCACAACAGGACUUUGGUAAAGCAGAAACACCUUCCUGUUGAGAAAGUUUCUUUUCGAGAAACACAAGUAUAACACAAGUCUUCUCCAGCUUCUGCCUGUUUGCUCUCAUUAGGCCGUGUUCACACUUGACUUUUUUCAGAAAAAAGCGCUGCUUUCAGCACCUUUUGAGCGCUUACGCACGAGUGUUCUGUAACCAUAACAACAGGAUCUAGUCUGCGGUGCAACCGCGCCGGAACACAACGCAUCAAUUUAGCACAAAAAAGAACAAACGGGACGGGAAGUCAGACACCGAUACAACAUUAAAACAUCCGGUUUAUUUUCAGAAUAACACCCUCCGUUUUGACGGUUCAGAAAAACCACCGUUUGUGUUUGUUUAUGUGUUUAUAAGGUUUUUAUUGAGUUUUAUACCACGAACAUCGUAUUAUCUCGUGCUGUCGCGAGUGAAUCUGUUAAAUUACCGCGGAAACUCCUUUGUCUCCGUACUCCAGCUGUCCGCUGUGCUCUCCGUGCUGCAGACUGAGAACACAGUCGGUGGGUGUUGACGGAUGAGGACGCACGAACCCGUAACGGACCGGAGCGCACACAUCUGGUGGAAGUUUGCCGUUGUUGGGCACCGGUAGCUAGGGACGUAGGUUACUACUCAUCCUGAUUGGUCAGCUGUCAGAAAGGCGCUUGAUGUCACCCAGCGCUUUUCUGAAAAGUUGAAAUAAUUCAACUGAAAAAGGCGUCAUCCUUUUUCAUUUUUCCAUAGACUUGUAUGUAAAAAAGGCGCUGGCAGUUGAAGAAAGAAGUCAAGUGUGAACACGGCCUUACUCGUUCUAGCAGGGAAAUCUUAGAUAACCCCUGUGCUGAAAAACACAGAUGCUGUGUGUUGGGAAUAACGUAGAGCACAUAGCUGCUGCUCAGUCACGACGCCCUGGCAGAAAGACUAGACAAGUCUGAGGUGAGCUUGGGUCUGGGACUGGGAAAAGGAGAAGUGUCGACGCUCGAGUUACUCCCACUCUCUCUCUGCAGUAGCAGCCGAGAAAACGCUGAGGCCCAGUCUGUAUGGUAACCGCACACCAGGCGCUGUGUCACGGACACUUCCGCUGCAUUUAGGUUAGAAAGGGUUCAGGCAACAGACUCCUGCCCCUCACCCUAAACUCUCCUUUACAUCCGUCUUAUAAACCCGACACUUCUUGCGUCUGCAGUUUCACAAGACCUACAAUGGUGAACAACGGCUCACAUUGGCUUUGACUUUUUUUUUUUUUUUUAAUCAAAGAAUAGAUUUGAAGAUCACCAACUGGCAUCAAACAGCCUUUUCCAAUGCAGACUGCAACCUGGGGCUUCUCAUAUCCUGAACUUUCUAGAGCCUCGGGAGGCUUUGGCUUUCCCUUGGGUUCCCAUAUGUAACACUUUAACACAUGUUGGACUUGCAUACCCAACUAGCUGACUGCCAAACACAUAAACGACACAAUUUGCCAUUUCUAAACCUAUCAGCUGUUGUCUGAUGAAUAUAGAUCCUCUGUAAGCAACCGCCUUUUUUUCCUGGAGUUUGUGAUGUAGCCAUUGGUUAUUCAUAUAGUUGAUAAAGGAUAGGUAUUUGGUUUUGGGGAUACUCAGACAGACAUUGGGAUAACUGGUAAACCCAACUCAAACAACCCUGCUAGCCAGCACAUUAGAGCUAAGGAUCUACUUGCUGAGGUGCUGCAUUCAUGGAAAGCCAUGGGAAAAAAAAAACUUGCAGAAAUACAUCUCUUGUACAGCAUCAGCAACAUAUUGGGUUUCUCAGCUUGUGCAGAAUAUUCAAUCUCAUGAUCCCAACAGAAUUUCUAAAUUGGAGUAUAUUUCCCACAGAAAAUGUAGAAACUCAGAAGCUGUGGUUUUGGUGGCCAAGGAUUUGUAGAUACUGACUUGUCCAUCGACUUUUAAAAAGAAACGUUUGUGCAUAAAAACUUAGCUGUCCUUGUUCAGGUGGGACUGAUGUAAACCUCUACAUGACAUAUUUUACAGUUGAUGUUCCCCUGACUUUCGCUAAGUGCAUGCUGGGGUGUGUUUCAGCCUGCAUGACUCUCAAAAGUUUAAAUGUGGUCACCAUAUGUGUGUUGAAUGUAUGCAGUGUAAAUCUGGCUCCUUUGUAGUCCAUUUCAUGAAGAAAAGAAAAAAAUAGGGAAGGUCUUGCAAAAGCCUUUUUUUAAUGGAGUGCCAUGAAUGCGAAGGAGUUGAUCUUUGGAGGUUUGUUGGGUGAAGGGAGAUCCCAGGGUUUCAUGGACAUGUGUGUUGCUGCAAAAGUGAAAAUGUUUUAAGACGCUGCCGUUCUGCAUCGUUCCUCUGACACAAACUUACUCUGUGUAUUAGAUAACUGGAGAUCCUUUUGUAGGGAGGGUGACUGAUCGGGCUCACACUUUAUGCUAUAAUAUAAUUGAGAUGCUGACAUGGGGGGGGGGGUGAAGCAUUUUGUUUCUAAGGUGCGUCAUGGUAAGUUGGUGAUUUGUAUGUUCCUUAUCUUUAUUGAUAUGUUUGAUGUAAAAUGUGUAACAGAUGUGUCAUUUCAGGGAAACAAUGUGUAUGGGCAUUUGUAAUUUUGACAUUUAAAAAAAAUAUGAUCUAUGCUUCUAUCACCCUCACCUUGAUCCUUCAUUAAUACCAAAUAAAAAGUCUAUUUACAGAUUUAAAAAAUCUAUAAGAGGGUUUCUUAACUGUUCUACAGUUUGCCUUGUGCUGUUUAGAAUAUGGAUUUUAAUUUAUAUCACAUUUGCUUUCUGUAGUUUCUUUAAUGUAUCUUGAUAUUUUUAUUGUAAAUCUUUUUUUCCUUUCUUCAGAUCUUAUUGCCAUUUCUCCUGUCAAGUGUAAUGAUGCUUACACUUCUAUUAAAAUGAUUAAUUCUACGUAAUUAAGCUCA
Messenger RNA from Labrus bergylta (ballan wrasse), 5259 nucleotides. RefSeq names its product tubulin-specific chaperone cofactor E-like protein. Lineage: Eukaryota; Metazoa; Chordata; Actinopteri; Labriformes; Labridae. The record is from RefSeq and is a predicted model, not a curated record. Gene Ontology annotation, molecular function: protein binding.